AUGCCGAGCAGAUGUUUCUUCGCCCUUGCGACGCUUUUGGUCUCGAGCAGUGCUGCUUGGACUAGCUCCCACAGCUUUAACUACAGCGCCCUUAGCUUGAGGGAAGUUGGUGCCCGCAACACAGAGGACUGGAGGAUUUGGCUCGAGAAGGACGGUGAUCCCAUUUCCUUCUGGCAUGAUGUGCCAGUCUGGCCGGAUGAGAGCAACAAGCAAGUGGUGAAUCUUGUGGUUGAAGUACCCAGAUGGCAAGAUGGCAAAAUUGAACUCAAGAGGAGCGAGCCUCUAAAUCCUAUCGUUCAUGACUCUCUUAAUGGCGCUCCUAGAUAUGUGGAGAAUGUGUGGCCACACAAAUCGUACCCUUUCAUCUACGGGUCUAUCCCUCAAACCUGGGAAAGUCCGAAUUACAAUCACUCUUUUACCAGCCUGUUGGGGGACAACGACCCCGUAGAUCUCUUCGACAUCGGUCAAGACCGCGGCUACGUUGGUCAGGUGAAACAAGUCAAGAUUCUCGGUGGUCUUGCCUUGGCUGAUGGCAACGAAACCGAUUGGGAGAUUCUCGGCAUCGACAUCAAAGAUCCCAUGGCGUCCAUCAUCAAUACUCGGGGUGAUCCAGUCAUCAACAUCAUCGGGGACUGGUACCAGAACGUCACUUUCAUGCAAAGCGUCGUCGAGGAAAGCCACAAGACUUGGGCGGAAUUGAUUAGAGGAGAAGUCGACUCCAAUGAAAUCAAUUACAACCAGACCUCUCGGCCAGACGUCGAAAACAGCUUUAUAAAUAAAGCGACAACAACCGCCGAAUUCAACAUCCCAGCAGAGAGCAGAAUCGAUCCUGCUGCUCCAAGGCCAGAAAAGGCCGAUCGCUGGUAUUACCUGGACAGUGACGCCGACUUGAUUGUGGUUCCUCAGACACAACAAACAUUUCUCAAUAGGCAACAGGUCUAG
Molecule: messenger RNA, 942 nt
Organism: Colletotrichum lupini
Lineage: Eukaryota; Fungi; Ascomycota; Sordariomycetes; Glomerellales; Glomerellaceae
Product: inorganic pyrophosphatase
Exons: 6
Coding region: 1-942 (313 amino acids)
Biological process (GO): phosphate-containing compound metabolic process
Cellular component (GO): nucleus; cytoplasm
Molecular function (GO): magnesium ion binding; inorganic diphosphate phosphatase activity
Source: RefSeq, a predicted model, not a curated record